This is a messenger RNA of Brassica rapa (field mustard), 1444 nucleotides long. RefSeq lists its product as uncharacterized. The record is from RefSeq and is a predicted model, not a curated record. Lineage: Eukaryota; Viridiplantae; Streptophyta; Magnoliopsida; Brassicales; Brassicaceae.
CCUAUUCUUCUUCAUCGAUUUUGCUCUAAUCUCUUGGAUCCUCUAGAGAUCGGUUUGGUUUUGCAGGAACACCAAUCCAAUCAAGAUGCCUCCAAGAACAAGGAACCCUAAAGCACUCAAGGCCUCUCGCGGAGCAGCCACGCCUUCUCACUCCGCGAACGUCCCAACCUCCUACCCAUGGCCGAACAAGGCUGAGGGUCAACCGAUCAACAUCAAUGACCCACUACUCCUUGACUACAAUUGUGAGGGGUGGGACAAGGAGUCCGCAGCAAGGUACAACAGGCUUCUCGCAGCAGAUAUCCUGCCCACACGAUUUGCUCACGCGGAGACCUUAGCUGUUCUUGGUCUCGAGUCUGAUGUGUUCGAGACGCUCGACGUCAUGGGCCUCGCUCCUCUCUGCUACCAAGCCCAAGUUCUCUACCCAGAUUUGGUUCGGCAAGUGCUCGCAACAGCUCAGAUUACUUACCAGAACCCAACUGCGCCAACAUACGAGAACUGCUACUUCUCCUUCAUGGCUGACGGCAAGUUCUGCUCCAUCUCUCUCCACGAUCUAAACGAACUACUCGAGAUCGCAGACACGCCAAGAGAGGUCUCAGUUGACAAAAAGUUCGCGCCAGCAAACGCCUUUUGGGAUCUCAUUGCGACAGGAAAGUUCACUUCUCGCAAGGCUUAUCAAUCACAAAUCCGAAACCCCACUCUGCGUAUCAUUGCCAAGAUCGUCUCGAACAUCCUAUUCGCAAAGGAACACACCUCCAAGGUUACAAACGGAGAGCUAGGUUCUACACCGGCUCGAGAGGAGAUGUCCGUAGAGACAAGAGUCAUACCUAUUCAGACUGUGAAAACAAACCCUGGAUUCCUUCUCAUCACGAUGCUCUCUGAGCGCAAGGAUUCCAUGGUCCCGAACGGAGACAAGAAGGACCGCUGGGCAGUGCUCUCACACCCUUGUUCAAACGCUUCAACAUCGCCUGGAUUCCCUACGGUUGUUCCUGAGCUUGAGUACAUUGACACCGCCUACUUGAUCACAUGCCACAUCCUGCGCGACGAAAGCACAUACAAGUUCGCAGACAAGGACGGGAUCAUCCUCUACUGCAAGCUCCCUCUUCCAGGGUUAACAGAUUUCACAACCUUGGAUAACAUAGUGUUCUUGCCAAAUGCAGAACACUUGUCUGGUGCAGAGGAAGAUCUCAACGGACUUCCUGCAGAAAUACCGAUGGACCACAUUGAAAAACUUGAGAAGAUGUGUGGGUCACUAAGGCGAUGGAGUACCACAGAUCAUCAAGUGUACCUUGUUCCCUUUCUCUCUCGAUGGGAAGGCUGCUCGCUGGCUAGAUUCCCUACCAACUGGAUCGCUCACACGUGGGAACAAGUCAGAUCCGCUUUCUUGAGCCACUUCUACACAAAAUCAAAGACGGCAGCUCUGAGACACGAAGAUCGCCACCUUUAA